This is a messenger RNA of Papilio polytes (common Mormon), 1191 nucleotides long. RefSeq names its product thiamin pyrophosphokinase 1. The transcript has 7 exons. Gene Ontology annotation, molecular function: thiamine binding; thiamine diphosphokinase activity; ATP binding. The record is from RefSeq and is a predicted model, not a curated record. NCBI's taxonomy places the organism in Eukaryota, Metazoa, Arthropoda, Insecta, Lepidoptera, Papilionidae. Gene Ontology annotation, biological process: thiamine diphosphate biosynthetic process; thiamine metabolic process. Bases 161 to 1036 code for a protein of 291 amino acids.
UUGAUAAUUCCAUUUUUUUAACGGCCUGUUUCUCAGUCUGCCUUAUCAAUACUUAUUCAGUAACUUGUAUGAGUUUAUUAGCAAAGUUUCAAUAAGUUGGAUUAGUCAAAAAUUUUUAUUGCAGACAUAGAAUUUACCUUGCUUUAAUUCAUUUUUCAACAUGUCAACAAACGGCAUUUUAUGUAAGGUGAGAAAGUUAAGUAAUAUUUUUAUUACACAGCGCAGUUCUUGUGAAUGCCCUAAUAAAUGUAUAAAAACUCAAUGGGAUAUAACACAAGUCAUGGGCUGCAACGGCAAGAAUUUAGUUAAAUAUGGUGUACUAGUGUUGAAUCGUCCUAUUUUACAAAAACCUAAUUUCAUUAAAAAAUUCUGGAAUAAUGCUAGUGUAAGAAUAACUGUUGAUGGUGGGACUUGCCAGUGGGAUAAAUUUUUAAAACUACUACCUGAAGAAGAACAACAAUCUAUUCAGUUACCAGACCUUGUUACUGGCGACUUUGAUUCAAUAACAGAGGAAGUGUUACAGAAAUAUAAAAAGAAAGGUUGUAAGAUAAUACACACACCAGAUCAAGAUCAUACAGAUUUUACGAAAGCUCUCAUGGAAUUAAAUAAAUACUGCACAGAACAUAAAACUGAGGUAAAUCAUGCAGUAGCGAUUGCCCAGGCUUCGGGCAGGAUUGACCAAAUAUUAGGGAAUGUACAGACAUUGUAUCUUGCUAAGCUGAAACAAUUGGUACCGUCGACUAAAGUUUACUUAAUGUCUGAUGACGCGGUAUCCUGGUUGUUGUUCCCAGGGGAACAUAUUAUAUUCAUACCAGAAGAGACUCGGAAACAUAAGAGAUCAUGGUGCUCUUUAGUACCUAUGGGAGAAAUAUGUGAUACUGUUACAACUAGUGGACUCAAAUGGAACUUGAAUAAUACAAGACUAAAGUUUGGUGAAUUGGUGAGUACUUCAAAUGCUUUUGAUGGAUCUGAACAUGUUACAGUUAAAUGCAGUCACACAAUAUUGUGGUCAAUGAAAAUACCUGGAACAUGUUGACAAUAAAGGGGUGCGCAGAGAACUCGCAUAGAUUAAUUUCUGUUAAUGAAUUUAAUUUAAUUACAUAAUGGAUUAUCUGUUAUAGGGUUAUUAGUUACUAUAGGUUGUGUUAAAUUAUCUCCUCAUUUAUACAUUAUUGUUUGAAAAUGGAAUAA